AUGGGCGGACUGCCCACGCUGUUACACGGGGCCGAUGGAUAUAUCGCCUCUCAGGCGGAGGUGAGAGACAUGUGGCCUGAGGACAAGAUGCCGCCCACGUCGCCGGGAGAGGGAAGCAUGGAUGUGUCCCGGACGGAGGGGGAUCCCCCGAGCGAGCUCACAGAUGAACUCUCCCAGAUUUCGGCCAGAAUGCUGACAAAAGCAGACACAAGCAAGCUGGCACAAGAGCUGCGCGCAGCCCUCCGUGAGGAACUGGUGGGCCUUCCGCGCGGACCUGACGACGCUUGA
Molecule: messenger RNA, 288 nt
Organism: Pelobates cultripes (western spadefoot toad)
Lineage: Eukaryota; Metazoa; Chordata; Amphibia; Anura; Pelobatidae
Source: the annotation of a GenBank genome assembly